Molecule: messenger RNA, 2537 nt
Organism: Cygnus atratus (black swan)
Lineage: Eukaryota; Metazoa; Chordata; Aves; Anseriformes; Anatidae
Gene: FXN
Product: frataxin
Exons: 5
Coding region: 16-588 (190 amino acids)
Biological process (GO): intracellular iron ion homeostasis; iron incorporation into metallo-sulfur cluster
Cellular component (GO): mitochondrion
Molecular function (GO): ferroxidase activity; ferrous iron binding; iron chaperone activity
Source: RefSeq, a predicted model, not a curated record
GCGAACGGCAGCGGCAUGUGGAGGUCGGGGGCGGCCGGCGCCGUGCGGGCGGCUCGGCGGGCGGCGGCGCGGCGGCGGAGCGCAGGCCCCGGGGACGCCCCGCUGGAGGGGGCCGCCGUCCGCGGCCGGGCGCAGUUACAAUGUGCUUCAGAGCUGAAGAGCAGGACUGUUCAGUUUAUGAAUAUAAGAAAUGCAGGAACUCUGAAUGACAGAAGCUCUUUAGAUGAGACCACUUACGAAAAACUGGCUGAAGAAACACUGGACUCCUUAGCAGAUUUCUUUGAGGACCUAACAGAUAAGCCUUUUACCCCAGAAGAUUACGAUGUCUCUUUAGGGAGUGGAGUUUUAACAGUUAAAUUAGGUGGAGACAUGGGAACAUAUGUAAUCAAUAAACAAACACCAAACCGGCAGAUUUGGCUGUCCUCACCCACUAGUGGGCCCAAGCGCUAUGACUGGACUGGACGGAAUUGGGUCUAUUCUCAUGAUAGAGUAUCCCUUCAUGAACUACUAUCAAAAGAGUUUUCAACAGCAUUAAAAACUAAAUUGGAUUUGUCCUGCUUAAUAUAUUCUGGAAAAGAAGAUACUUGAUGAUAUUCUACCUCAUGGAACUUUAAAGACUUUAAGCACAAGCCCUUCCUUGUUUUCUGAGUACCUGAGCUUACUGUUUUUCUUGACAUCACCAUGUUGUGCAGCAAUAUGAAAAUAAUACAUUUUUCUCAAGUGCUCAGCAUUUGGGUUUCUGUGUCAGUGCUUGAAUCUAUGCCCAUGGUUGAACACAUGGUUGAGGUCUCCCUUCCUGUCACUGCAUUUCUUACUUUCUUACCGCAGAAGCUGUGGAUUCUUACUGUCUGUAGUUUUGCUUGGACUGGCCUGCCUGGUGAGUUCUGACAAGCGCACAAGUGUCAAACUUUUUUGUUGAGACAUUAGCCCAAAACCAAGAAAUGCCUCUGAAUUACAAUGAUGUAAGCUGUGGUACUUUGAUGCGUUGAAGUAAAAGUUGCUGCUAUUGAUGAGAUUUUAAUGUUACUGCAGGUAAAUAAGGCAUAGGAGUCAAAUUGAACGUGUCAUAAAGGAAAUGACUGUGGCAGAUGGAAACUUUUCAUUUUGUGUGAUGGAUGUAAUUUUUUUCUCAGUAUUGCAGAACUUGCUCUUUUCUCCAAAUUCUCGUUUUUUUUAUGUUGGGAUAUUUUUCUGAGCUAAACUUAAAACUAUCAACAGGUCUGUAUGGUUGUAAGCAUCAUAUGAACUCAAAAAGGCUAGUGUGUAAUGUUUAAGCUGUGCAGCAGUCUUUCUGCAAAUACUUUAUUCUCUUACUGUGAAUUUCUCUUCCUGUUUUUACUCUCCACAGAGUAAAAAGAUGUAAUUUAUUGCCUGUUUUUUAGUUAAGGUAAAUGGAGAUCCUUGCACGAUAGCAAAAAUUGCACCACUGCAUUUCUUAGGUGAGUGGGCUUGGAUUAUCUUUUUUAACCAUUAUAUGAGACUUCCCUUAAUACCAUGUUCAUGCAGAAACAUUUCCCUUUGGGUUUUCAGAUAGGUUUUUAAAAAAAGAAAGAGAUAAUGAAAUAAAUUAUUAUGCUCCAGAUCUUACACCAAAAAGUUUUAAAAAUGUUGAACCACAAGAACACUAACACUUGCACUGUUGUAUUGAGUAUCAGUACUAUUGCCACUGAUUAUUCUUGAAUUGCCUAUGAAAUGGGAGCACAAAGUUGUUGUCUGAUUCUUGAGAUAACUUAUACCAUAUUGUUAACAUAUUUUUAUCAUUGGGUGAAAAGAUGUUCACUGCAAAUUACUUUUCUUCGUGGUUCCUCUGACACUUCUGAUUAGUUUGUCAUGAUUCUCUGGCUAACUGGAAUUAUUACAGGUGCGAUUAAUUCCGCUACAGAAGAACAAUAGCUAGAUAGCAUCAUUGUCCAGUACUUACAUUUAAAAUAUAUGUUGUUACUAGCUAUUUCCCACUGUUAAUUAUAGAACACCAUUUCCUUGGAACCAGAUCAUGAUUAAGUGCGCAAACUGUGAUCAUGUUAAUUGUGCAAACUGUUACAUGUUUUUCAAUCAAAAUUUUACAUGGUCACUAUUAUCUGAAAUAUAUACUCUACUGGAUGAAGUAAAUAAAAUGACUAGCAAGUAGUGUAAGAAUAAAAGAGGCUUUUUUUUUUCCCUCAAAUGAAAGCUAAAAACAGAACAUCUUUUUGCUGUUUUGAAUUUAGAACGGUAAAAAUAAUUUACAGCACAUGGAAAACAAUAGUAUUCCAAUCAGUCUCCUAGUAACUAAGAAGGUUACUUAGAUACAUCUGGAUAGAUGUUAAUUAUCUGAUAUUAGAAUCAAGGAUACUUCCUCUUGCUUCUUUCUUUGCAUGAUCAUAUAUAACUUGUGUAAUUAUUUUUUCCUAUUGACUAUUCCAAAAACUAUUUCAAGUAAUUUGCAUGCAAUUGAUUCAUUAACAUGCAUCUGAUUCAUAUUUUGGGGUUCAUUCUCUGUGCCUUUUCAUCUGGUACAGUUGUUCACACCAAAAUAAAAUUGCAUGUAGAGUUCUGAA